CAGUCACCGCCCCACUGCAGCCCAACAGCAGCCGCCGCCAUGAGGAGUUGUCGGGCCGCCCGCCACUUCCGGCGCAGACUCGCUGUACCCACCACUUCCGGCGCCUGAGCACGUGACCCUCGGUCCCUCCCCUCUCUGCCCACUCCCCCUGCGGGAGCCGAGUCGCUGCGAGCAGACCUGGGCUGGAGCGGCCCCCCAGCUCGGUGGGGAGUCCGUCCGAGCCGGGCGGCGGAGUGCGGCGCCGUUGAGGGCGCUGCCCAGCACGCUCCCAGGCCGCCCGGGCCCUGGGCUCUUGGAAGAAUCAGCGCCCGGGGCCGAAGAGCGGGGACAGGCGGGCGCUGCCGGAGCGCGAGCCCGACGUCGUGUCUGGAGCGGUAGUGACUGGGGCUUGGGCGCCGCCAGCCCGGGCGGAGAUCCGCGUUUACCUAGCGCGGGGCCCAGGGCCCUGACGCGGGCGAGGCGGCCCCGAGAGCAUGAGCGGGCAGCGCGUGGACGUCAAGGUGGUUAUGCUGGGCAAGGAGUACGUGGGCAAGACGAGUCUGGUGGAGCGAUACGUGCACGACCGCUUCCUGGUGGGGCCCUAUCAGAACACCAUCGGAGCCGCCUUCGUGGCCAAGGUGAUGUCUGUUGGAGACCGGACAGUGACUUUGGGUAUUUGGGACACAGCAGGCUCUGAGCGCUACGAGGCUAUGAGUCGAAUCUACUAUCGAGGUGCCAAGGCUGCCAUCGUCUGCUAUGACCUCACAGACAGCAGCAGCUUUGAGCGGGCAAAGUUCUGGGUGAAGGAACUGCGAAACCUAGAGGAGGGCUGUCAGAUCUACCUGUGUGGCACCAAGAGUGACCUGCUGGAGGAGGACAGGCGGCGUCGACGUGUGGACUUCCAUGAUGUCCAGGACUAUGCAGACAAUAUCAAAGCUCAGCUCUUUGAAACAUCCAGCAAGACAGGCCAGAGUGUGGACGAGCUCUUCCAGAAAGUGGCAGAGGAUUACGUCAGUGUGGCCGCCUUCCAGGUGAUGACAGGGGAAGCUGCCUGGACCAGACUUCCUGCCAGUGUUCUCACAGGUGACCUGGGAGUCCAGCUCCAGUGAGUAGAUGCUGCCAAACCUGUGAAGAAUCACUGAUGCACUUCAUGCCCUGACUGUGGUGUGGGGUAGAGGAUAUGAAGAAUACAAUUAUUUUCUUCAAUGCCAAAGAUGUAGGUUUGGUAGUUGUUCAGAAGAGGAUCAACAUAGUGAUUUAAAUCACCUCAAACUCAGUAACUUUAGGGAGACACAGACAUUUAAAAACUUGGAUGCUUUUGUAGCAAUGAGAGCUAUUUGCUAUCACAAUGGGUUGGCUUCAGUAGGAGAAGCAAAGAGGCUUUGAAUUUAAACAGUAUAUAUAUAUAUUUUUUCCUGACUUAACAGGGCUAGGAGAGGUAUUUGUUCUCUAGCUACCUAUGGAAGCUAUGGCUUCCCCCUGGAAAAGGCUUCCUGGGAAAGUGGCUUAGAGGCAUAUUCUCGAGAUCCCGGUUUCCAAGCACUUGGCCAAAUACCAAAAAUACCAUCCUGCAUAAAGAUCAGGAAUGUCUAAGAGAAAAGAUUACCUUUUAAUUUCCAACUCGCAAUCCUUGGAGAAAAGGUCUUAGCACAGGCUCCAGGAGAGUCCUCAAGGGUAGUCACUCCCUCCCAGCAUCAUGCAAUAUCAGUUCCCAACAGUCCUGAUUGUGCUUCUAAUUGUAUAGUGACUGCUUUCAUGAUUGGAUGUUAAUAAUCUAGAAUGAGAUGCUGAGAUCAGGGGGCCUCACAGUUGAAUUUCUAGGUUCCAUUCAAGCUGAGAGUCUUUCCAAAUGGCACCCAGGAAAGCCUGGCACUCCAUCCAUUUAGAUAAAGAACUGCCUCCUACCCCGUAAACCAAGCAUAGCUCAAUUGUUUUCCCAGGCAGGUCUGGAAGGAAGUAUUCAGUGAGUGGUGGAAAACGGAAA
Myotis brandtii (Brandt's bat) is the source of this 1963-nucleotide messenger RNA. It is a transcript of the gene RAB24, whose product is annotated as RAB24, member RAS oncogene family. NCBI's taxonomy places the organism in Eukaryota, Metazoa, Chordata, Mammalia, Chiroptera, Vespertilionidae. Gene Ontology annotation, molecular function: GTP binding; GTPase activity. The coding region runs from base 474 to 1088 and encodes 204 amino acids. The record is from RefSeq and is a predicted model, not a curated record. The transcript has 8 exons.